AUGGAUGUGGACAGAUCCCUGGACGACCUCAUUCGCCAUAAUGGACGCGGCGCUUAUCGGGGUCGCGGAGGUCGCGGAGGUUUGAUUCGUGGAGGACGUGGAGGACGCAAUGGAAAUCAAGGAUCAUUUCAACCUCGAAAUCUCUACCUACCCCGGCAACGCCCUUUUGUCAUCGGUGGUACUAGUGGGCCCGUUCGCGUCAACAUGGCAAACUUGUUCAAUGUUCAUGUAGAAGAUCUUGAGGAGUUGUUCAUAAACUACCCCCAUGAUGGUAUUACAAUGCACUACGACGAAAAUGGGACCCCCGUGGGAACAGCUGAUGUGCACUUCAAGGCAAGACCAUCGUUUGCGGCAAAGUUGGUGAAAGAUUGCAAUGGAAUGAGGAUUGACGGACGCCCGAUCAAGUUUUAUUUGCUUGGACCACGACCCAAUCCGAUGUACUUGAGGCCGAGCUUCCGCCCGCCAUUUAACCGGCGAAAUACGUACACCCACAAUAGUGGUCGAAUCUUCAAGACUGCAAGACGUGGCGCUGGAACUUUCGGUGGCCCAAAGCCCAAACUAAGCGAGGCUGAGCUGAAUGCCCAACUUGAUGCUUACAUGGCCAAA
Molecule: messenger RNA, 606 nt
Organism: Mesorhabditis belari
Lineage: Eukaryota; Metazoa; Nematoda; Chromadorea; Rhabditida; Rhabditidae
Source: the annotation of a GenBank genome assembly